AACUUAUAAAGUGCGAUGUUCAGCCGGCCCACAUGUCACAUCUCACGCAAAAUGGCAUCGCCGAGGGCCGUGCGAGAGUGGUGCCGCGUCACGUGCGCCAGAUACCCCAAUGUAGAAAUCAAGAACAUGUCAACGUCGUUCAGAGAUGGACUCGCAUUCUGUGCCAUCAUCCACAACCACCGACCUGACUUGAUAGAUUUCAGCUCCCUCUGCAAAGAUAAUGUUUAUCAAAAUAACAAGACGGCAUUUGAGAUUGCAGAGAGGAAGCUGGGCAUCCCCGCCUUGCUGGACCCUAAGGACAUGGUUUCCACCAAGGUGCCGGAUCGUUUGGGCGUCAUCACCUACCUUUACCAGUACUACUACUUCUUCAACAGGAAGUCUUAUGCAGGUCUUGCCAGUUCUAGGUCAUCACACACCACUCUAUUAAACAACCUCGCAAAGAGUAAAACUCCCGAUGGCCUGAAACGCUUGAAGAGCCAGACUGAUCUGGAAACCGGUAGAGAAGAUUGUUUAUCCAACACGAGGCCACGGACGGUGUGCAGUGUGUGUUUUAAGCCUGUCCACCUCAUACAGAGACAUUUGACCGACGGAAAGGUCUACCAUCGCAGCUGUUUCAGGUGCAAAGUGUGCCGCAGCACUCUUUUACCGGAGUCUUACACACAGGGAAGGGGUGCCGGCUCGUUGAUCUGCACUCACCACAUUACGGACGGUAAAAGUACGAGCGUCGACCUCGCUCAGCAAAUUGGAUCUACUGACGAUCGGACCAAAUGUAAGUUUCAGGCAGGUUAUUUCUCUCUGGGUGGAUCGGCUAUCUCCAGCUUCCCUCAUUACACUGAGACAACAGAGUCACAGGACAGACUGGUUUGUAAGACACCGGAGACGCAGGAGAGGAGCAGAGAGCUGAAAGACAGAGACUCAACCGUUGGACUGAAGUGCACUGCGAAGAAACCGGCGCCUCGUCGUCUUCCUCCACCCUGUGUUGAAGGCAGGACCGUCACAGGAGCUGAAAAAGCUGGACUCAAGACUCAAGGGCCCUCUGAGCUCUCUUCACCGUGUGCACGAGUGACGGAAGGAAGUAGUCGGCCGGUUCCAGCACCCAGGCGGAUGUUGGACCCUUCUGCGGUUCCUGUUCCUGCACCCAGGACCAAAGCUGCCCAGCCCGUGAACAGCUCCCCUGCUGCAGGCAAUUCAUCCAUGAACCAGAAAUGUUCAUCCAACUCAUCUCACAUCACCAGCCCAACCAGAGCGAGCCCUAAAGUGCAAACCAACCAUCCGUGGAUGACCAUCAUCCACCCCGGACCAUGGACACAACUGCCUCCCGCUCCACCUCCGCUACCCGCUCCUCGAUCCAAAUCUGUCUCCAACCCGCGGAGGCCCUGGAACAGGCCCCAAGUGCCUCCUCCCAAUCCAUUUGGAGAGGAGGUGGAUGAGGACUCUCAGACAGACGGCACUAAGCCUGAGCCUGCCGACCAAACCGAGCCCUCAGCGGCAGCUAUCCGUUCAGAGAGUGGUGGCAAUCGGAAAAACACAUCGGGGGACACGGAUGCUGUGGUUUGUUCAAGUGAUGCUGAAGAUUCUGCUACUAAGUCUACACCUGAUGAUGUGGGAGCUUCACGUGAACCAGCUGGAGAAACAAGUCAACUGUUAUCUGAUUUGGAUGGAACUGGAAACACAAAAGGUGACUCUGCAGAAGAAGCACAGAGUCACAUUUUACCCAGGAGUCUGUCUGUGCCAGCGAUCACAUCUGCCCGCUCUCAAAGCUCCCUUUUGCAUUUUGACCUGACGGAGGCUAAUGAGUCUGACCAGGUCGUGUCAUCUCAAAGUAAGCUGGCCUGCAGAGAGAAUCCCUUUGAUCGAAAAUCUGGGAUGCCCAAAUCAAAGACCUUUCAGGCCCUCCCCUCUACGCGGACCCCCGCCCCCGGACAUGGCUUCCCACUCAUCAAGAGGAAGGUGCAGACAGACCAGGAUGUGUCCACAGAGGACCUGCAGGUGGAGAUGAGAGAACUGGAGAAAGAUCUGGACGCUCUGGAACAAAGAGGAGUCGAACUGGAGAAGAAUCUGAGAGACUGCAAGAACGAUGAAGAAGAGGAACAAAUGCUAACGGGGUGGUUCUCUCUUAUCCAUGAGAGACACGUUCUGAUGAGCAGAGACACUGAGCUGGUUCAUCUGACAAAGCAGCAGCAGUUGGAGGAGAGACAGGCAGAUGUGGAGUACGAGCUCAGAUGUAUCCUUAAUAAACCAGUGAGCGACUGGAGUCAGGAGGAUCGACGUCGAGAGCAGCAGCUGAUGGAUGAGCUGGUCGCCAUCAUCGAACGGAGGAACCAGAUCGUCAGCAGCUUGGAUCAGGACAGGCAGAGGGAAAGAGAAGAAGAUAUGCUUUUGGAAGCCAUGAUGAAGAACAAAGAGAUCCAGAAAGAAGGAUUGAAAGAGCUCAAAAAGUCAAAAGGAAAGUUCAAGCCCACGAAAUUGUUUAAGCUGCUGAACCAUAAAGCUGAGAGCAACAAAGACUCCAUGGACAAGAAGAGCUGAAGUACUAACCUGACUGCAGAAACUCUCACAGAAAACAAACUCGUACUUUGAGAUAAACAAGAUGAUGAAAGUGUUGUGGGAAACUGGAAUCCGAUCACAAUAUUAAAUAGUUUAUUCAUUUUGUGUUGAAGAGCAGCUCCGUAGCAUUCCCUAAACAAAAUAUUCUCUCAAAUGUACAUGUUAUCUCCCAUGUGUCUUUACUUGCCCUGUGUAACUCCUGUUUUACAAAAUUUUUAUUUUCAUUACAUACUUGUAUUUGAUGAAGUAUGAAAUACAUAUGGAUUUGGGAAAGUUGUCUCUUUUUUUUUAUGAAGAAUUGUAUAUUUAAUAUUCAAAUAACUUUUUUGACUUGGUAGUUAUCCCCUAUGCUGACAAAAUGCAUUUAUACUCACUCAAACCAGCCAGUUAAAACCAACUUGUUUUGAAUGUUUGAUUGUUUUUGAUUUAAUAUUUAUAUUAUGUAUUUUAAAUGGAGAGCAGAGCUUGGAAAUCCUCAAAGAACUGGAACAAAAAACGUAAUAACUCCUAGAUGUCAACGUCCUUUGUUUGUGAAUUAUUCUUCACGAUUUGUGUCUCCGGACCCCUAUGU
Anarrhichthys ocellatus (wolf-eel) is the source of this 3118-nucleotide messenger RNA. Its product is annotated as MICAL-like protein 1. Gene Ontology annotation, molecular function: protein binding. The record is from RefSeq and is a predicted model, not a curated record. NCBI's taxonomy places the organism in Eukaryota, Metazoa, Chordata, Actinopteri, Perciformes, Anarhichadidae.